CUGACUUUUAUAGCUGGGACACAUUGUAGCAAACCAUCAGGGUGGAUUUAUGCUCCUGAUGUGCAGAGGAUAGCCUUUACAGCAAGUGUUCUGCUGUCAAGAUAUUAGAUCUGUGUGAGUUUUCAGCCCCUGGAUGGUGAUAUGUUUUAGUUCACUGACAGUAAGCAGAGAUGUUGUCAAUGUGGGUGAAAUUGAUGGGGGAUGUCUUUAAAGAGCUGUAAAUGCAGAGUUGCCCUUUAAUAAAUCAGCCUUCUCUCCCCUGUAGGGGUGAUGGCGUUCCGGCGGGAGCUGCGGGCUCUGGGGUACAUCGAGCGCGGGGACGUUCUGCGGCUGAAGUCUUACAUCAGGAAACAUCGCCACCUACGUCUGGAUCACGUCUUACCAGGAGGGCGGAGCCUUCUCCAUGCUGCCUGCGCGCUGCGCGACGACGCCUGCGCUCUGCUGCUGCUUCGGAAAGGAGCCGACCCCAUGCAGCGGGAUGCUUCCGGUAACAACGCUCUGCACGUGGCAGCCCGGGAGGUGGAGAAAGGAGGAUGGAAAGUGUACACGGACCUGGUUGUGCCGAUACUCAAGCGCUGCCCGCAGUCCAUCGAUGUGGCAGAUCAUCAGGGGACGACACCGCGAGACAUCCUGAGACGGGCCGAAGACCUCAUGGAGAGGAACUCCAGGCGGAGCGCAUCUCCAGACGUCUCCUCGCAGCAGUCUUCAGAGUGGAGAGAAAAACUCUUAGCAGAGAGCAUGGAUGAGUAUCAAGAAUUGUAUGGACAGUAUGAGGAGGAUUAUCCAGAAGAGGUGCCCGAGGUGGAGACCUUCGAGUCCUGGGCCGAUCGAAUCUACAGAGAAUAUCAAGCAAGGAAGAUCCCGUCUGAGCCUCCUGGUGCAAAGGGCAAGAGAGUCUCCGUGCAGAAAUCGUCCAGCGCUGCGGGAGAGAAGACGUACUUACAGAGGCAACGACAGAAGGAGAAGGAACUCAGGGGGGCGCAGAGUGUGCGCUACCAGAAGAGAUGUGAGGAGGUGUUUGGAAGAACAGGCUCAUCAGCCAAGACUGAAGAGGAACUGGUCAAGAACCCUACUGCAAGAGACUGUGAAGGCAGCGGUCCCACUGAGAUCAGGACUGGUCUCGGUACAUUGGGGUACAGCGACAUCCCAUGGCCGCUGCCAGGAGGGACCGCCGAACAGAUGGCACAGACCAUUGCUGCUGGUGGCGACCCCUCAGAUGCAGGGUCAUAUAAACGCUACCUGCGGGCGCAGAGGGUGACGUGGCAUCCUGACCGCUUUAUGCAGAGAUGUGGCUCUCGUCUGCUGGCCAAGGACAGAGAACGUGUGCUGCGAACAGUUACAGCGCUGUCACAAGAACUGAACAGACUAGCAGAGCUGACAAAGUGAUGGGAAGAUGACAAGUAUAUGGUCACAGGUGUAUAUGUCAUGGCAGAUGUAACAAGACAGUAGAUUCCAAUAAUCCGACUUCCUUGGUAUUGCCAGAGGUGCUGGUCUACUGACGACACACAGGCCUUUAGCCCCCCGUUGUUUGCCGGAAGGCCGGUGAGUUGGCAAUGUUUCCAUGUAUAACUCCUAGUUACUGAUAAUCCAACACAGGACUGUUUCGGUCACAUGCCGGAUUAUCAGGAUAUCCAGACCAGAUAAUAUAUGUUACCCCCAGUAAGCCCAAAACUUACCCACCGUGUGAUGUAAGAUUGCCGCAUUCAAAGGGGACGCAAACCUUUACUGCAAACACGAGGUGCAGAAGCAUUUCUCGGAGCUCUCUGCACCUUCAGCUCUGCUCUUCCUGCAUGCGGAGUACAGAUCUAUAAAAAGUAUACAGGAUCUUUUCAUACUGGAAAAGCAGAGCUAAGGCUCCAUUCACACGUCCGCAACGUGUUUUGCGGAUACACUGAGCCGUGGAUCCGCAAAACACGGAAAGCGUCAAUGUGCGUUCCGCAUUUUGCGGACCGCACAUUGCGGGCACUAAU
Molecule: messenger RNA, 1970 nt
Organism: Bufo gargarizans (Asiatic toad)
Lineage: Eukaryota; Metazoa; Chordata; Amphibia; Anura; Bufonidae
Gene: NFKBIL1
Product: NFKB inhibitor like 1
Exons: 4
Coding region: 271-1386 (371 amino acids)
Biological process (GO): canonical NF-kappaB signal transduction
Molecular function (GO): protein binding
Source: RefSeq, a predicted model, not a curated record